Thamnophis sirtalis is the source of this 780-nucleotide messenger RNA. NCBI's taxonomy places the organism in Eukaryota, Metazoa, Chordata, Lepidosauria, Squamata, Natricidae. The record is from RefSeq and is a predicted model, not a curated record.
AUGCCCAGAGCCCCGGGUUCAAAUCCUGACCACCACCACCCUUCUUUCCCCCCCUCCCUCUCUCUCUCCCAGUGGGACUCCAUCAACGAGAUGGACGAGUUCUUCCAGCCCAUCCACACCUACCAGGUAUGCAACGUCAUGACGGCAAAUCAGAACAACUGGCUCAGGACGAGUUGGAUCCAGAGGCACGGGGCUCACCGGGUUUACGCCGAGAUCCAGUUCACCCUACGGGAUUGCAACAGCAUGCCGGGUGUCUUGGGCACCUGUAAGGAGACCUUUAACCUCUACUACCUCCAAUCCGACCGGGAUCUGGGCAGUACCACCCGCGAGAGCCAGUUCGUCAAAAUCGACACCAUCGCGGCCGACGAGAGCUUCACCAACGUGGACCUCGGCGUCCGGCGGCUCAAGCUGAACACCGAAGUCCGAGGGGUGGGGCCCCUGACCAAGCGGGGGUUCUACCUGGCCUUCCAGGACAUCGGCGCCUGCAUCGCCGUCGUCUCCGUCCGCGUCUAUUACAAGAAGUGUCCCACCAUGGUCAGGAACCUGGCGGCUUUCUCCGAAGCGGUGACGGGGGCGGAUUCCUCCUCCCUGGUGGAGGUGCGGGGAGAGUGCGUGACGCACUCGGAGGAGAGGGACACCCCCAAAAUGUACUGCAGCGCGGAGGGCGAGUGGCUGGUGCCCAUCGGGAAGUGCGUCUGCAGCGCCGGGUACGAAGAACGGAAGGACGCGUGUUUGGGUAAGACACGGGGCGGGGAGGAUGGUUUUGGGGGGGAGUACUGA